Xiphophorus maculatus (southern platyfish) is the source of this 7896-nucleotide messenger RNA. RefSeq names its product otoconin 90 (gene oc90). Bases 4473 to 6653 code for a protein of 726 amino acids. Lineage: Eukaryota; Metazoa; Chordata; Actinopteri; Cyprinodontiformes; Poeciliidae. Gene Ontology annotation, cellular component: extracellular matrix. Gene Ontology annotation, biological process: lipid catabolic process; phospholipid metabolic process; arachidonate secretion. The record is from RefSeq and is a predicted model, not a curated record. The transcript is spliced from 17 exons. Gene Ontology annotation, molecular function: calcium ion binding; phospholipid binding.
UGUGACCCGACAGGAAGCGGCGGAAACAAAGAGCCGUUCAUCUUCCCAACAACAGCUGGAAGCUGCUGGUGAUUCACAAAACAUGUUCAGUUUUCACCUUUUAUCUGGAUAUUAAUCACUAAUCUGCUAUUCAUUAUAUAUAUAAAAACUUUAUUUAAAGAGAAGAAGCUAGUUUUAAAACAUUAGUCUUUAAAGUUGCUCUGUUUACAGUUUGUUUUAAUCCGACUUGCAAAAGAAACCCAACUGGUUGAUGAAUGUAAACUUUAAUCCACUUUUAAACGUUUGUAUUCUUCAUGUUUAAAAAGUAAACGGCUGUUUUGAUAUCAUGAAUAAGAAAAAUGAGGAAUAAUCUCAGUUUUUUACUCUUAAUGUGACAAACAUCCUGCAUAAUUCAGCUGGAAAACAAACAAAUUUCAGAAGAAAAUAAACGUUUUAGAAGAAAAUUAGGUUUUUGUUAAGAAUUUGGAGUCACAUCUAUUUAUUACUCUACAUGCUGCAGGUUCAUCAGCUCCAAUGUUUUCAUAGGGUCAGGGUUAGGGUUAGGGUUAGGGUCAGGGUCAGGGUUCAUCACAGAGGGUUUCCUGUUUUAACGUCUUUGCAGGAUUUUACCCAGAAGAGACAGAAACUUUUAUCUGUAGAAAACAAGCAGAGAAAUUGUUUGUAGCUGCAGGUAGCUGCAGGUUUCACCGGAGAGAAAAUCUCUGCCAGGAACCUGUAGAAGAUCUCAGCACUUUAAACAAACCACAAACCUUCAGAUCCAUAAACUCUGAACUAGUUUUAAUUCCUCCUCAGUUUCAGGAAGUCGCUGUGUUUUUGUCGUAGUGAGUUUUCAUUUGCAUGUCAAUAAUCUGGCUUUUAAUUCAUGAAAGAUGCUUGUUUAGUAACAUUUCUACAGUCUUAUUAAAGUAUUGGAAAAUUCUGAAACUGUUUGAUCGGCUUUUUAAAAAAAAGAUAUUUCCAUGAAGUUAAAUAAAGUAAACGCCAUGUUGGUCUUUCCUCUGGGACGUUUUUAAUCAUUUCUCUUUUUUAGUUGUUUUUCGAUCUGUGGUGAGUUUGAGUUUUAUUUUAUUAUUUAUUAUUUAUUUAUUUUGAGUCAUUAUUAUGGAAAAGCUGCUUCUUUUAGGUCUUUUCUCUUGGAAAUCUUUAUUAAAGAAAAAUCCUGACAUUCUGUUGAGGACAAAAUCUCUUCAGAACUUUUCUGAGGUCAGAACUCCGUGGCUCUUCGUCCAGUUUGGGAAUUUAAGGCUUUAUUUAUUCAGGAAACAGAGACGGUAACAAGUUUUUAAGAUUUUCAUCUAGAAAGGAAAUCCUGGACACGUCGAGGGAAGUGAGGAACAAAUCUGGACUUUACCAAGAAAGAACAAAUACCUUACCAAGACCAGGUAAAGAUCUAACCAAGACCAGGUAAAGACCUUAUUGAGACCCUAUGUAAAGACUUGUAAAACCUUGUAAGUCUUUGCAAGAGUGAAAGUGGGAAACACACUAAAAUAGUCAGACCUAAAUAAACAUCUCUAUAUCUAGAUAUUAGUCUUAUUAGAAUGAAAAAACCUCCACUAAGACCUGGUGACAGAUCCAAACUCUGCGUCUUCCUUGAUUUUCCUUCUUUGUUUGGUUUCCACCAGCAGCUCUGAGAGAAUCACUGCGCUGGAACUAAAAGUUCAUUAUUUCUUUCAUCCAAACAAACAUUUCUUUUUGCCUGUUUUCAUAGAUUGAAUUAAAUAAAUGAUAAAUGUAAAUAAAGCAGCUCUUUAAAAUGCUGUAGAUCUUUUCAUGUUGGAGACUUUUUUACUUUGGAUCUUAAAAACGGGUCAGAUUUCCAUUAAUAGCCUCCAGAUGUUCUGUAACACCUGGAUCUUCUCCACCUGUCCGACCCAAAGCUUCGCCGCCAGCCCUGCUGCUCCGCCGGGCCGGCCCCUCCCCUCCUGUUUGCACUCAUUGAUCCGAACUCCCGGGAGGAUCAAUGAGUGCAAACAGGACCCGUUUGUUUGACCCGUUUGAUCCUCCCGGGUCGCAGAUCCAGACCCCUGCUGGACAAAGGCGGCUCUGUGGAUCCCCCUGCCGGACCCCGCCCGCAUUUAUAAAAACCCCCGACAUACCUGCGCAGGAACCGGACCGGGAUAAGCUUCUGCUCAGGUGUCACCCGAUAGCGAAUGAGAGCUGGAGGCUCGGAGUGAUAAACAGCUAAAGAAGCUGAGGAUUCAUUCUGCUGGGAGUAAAGAGGCUGACCCACUUUGGCUGGGUGUGUCGACUGGAGGGACAAACUCCAACGUCUGGAAGACAAAUAAGGUAAAACCUUACAGUUUGUUUGACAAAUGCAUGAAAUGGAUGUUAAUAUUGUUGUUUUAUAAACAUGUUCUGUGAAUAUUCAGGCUGAUAUUUAACAAUAAGUGGAUUUUUAGCUGAAAGAAGCUCCUGCAGAUCCUCUCUGGAUGUUUCUGUGUCCUUGGAUUCGUUUGGAGGUCGACUGGAAAACAGGCUGGAGUAUCAGAGUCAGGGCAACUUUCAGAAAACAAACCAAUCAACAAAUCUGCAGGAAAACUUCAGGCUGAAGAUAGAAGAGGUCUCCAGAAGUCUAGAGUUUAUUCUUCCUCAUGUUGGAUGUAAACUCUGGGACCGAAUCCUGGAAGGCCGACCCAUUUUUAGUGCUUAGAGUCCAUCAGUUUGUUCAUUUUUGAGAACUUUUCUCUGGGUUUUCAGUAGAAUUGUUUCAGUUUCUCACCAAAUUGCUCCUGAAUUGAAGAAAAGUUGCUCUUUGGUAACAUUUGCUGCUGGAAGCUCUUAGCUUUUCUUCUCCACGUGUUGGAAACAGUCGGGAGAAACGACUCCAGCAGGCCUCCGCUCUCCGUCCAGGUAUUUCUGUUCCAGUCAGUCAUGGUUUCCUUGGACAGAAGUUGUUUCUUUACUUCCCUUUCUUCACCUGCUGCCAUUGUUGAGGAAGCUCUGCACUGGUGGCAACAUGAUUUUAUUGGAGUUUAAUGUUUACUACAUGAAAAUGAGGAAAAUUUCUCAAAGUCCAAACGUGAAUUUCUUUAAAUUCUUCUAAAAUAUGUCUUCAGUUUUAGUUUGUGCUUGAUUUUUGCCAUCUUGUCUUAAAUCAGCUGGAUUUGUUCCUGUUUAGGUGUAGAAUCUGGAUUAAAUUACAGACAGUAUGCAGGGCUGUGCAUGCAGGUGCAGCUCAACCUCCUCAGUCAUCACUCCUCCACCACCGUGCUUGGCUGUUGGUAUCAGACGUUUGUGCCGAAAUGUCCAAAGUACAAACCUAUCGGAUCAUUUCAUGAUUAGCAUUUAGCAUGCUAACUCAGGCUGUUGUAUUUAUCUUGUUUGAUAUAAACUGGGGAGGUAAAGCUGGAGCUCCUGUUGCCUCAGCAGCCGCCGUCUCCAUUAACACGGAGGCUCAGGGUCUUCAGCUGCCAUUAAAGAUAAAGUGUAGCAGCGUUAGCGUUAGCCCCCCGUUAGUGAUAUCGCUUCCUGCUCCAGGUGAAAUCCAGACGGUUCUGUGAAGCAUCAGCAACCCACUUGUUGGUGUCGUGCAGCAGAGCCACAGGUGGGCUGAGCGGUUUGGAGCCACUAACCGCUGAUGCAGCGGGCGCUGAAGGCCUCGUCUGGCGCUGCAGCAGUAAUCGUUAUGGUGAUGGGGGUAAUUUAUGGAGCUGGUGUGAGAUGCUGGAGUAAAUGCAGGUCUCUGUUACAGCCCGGCAGGAAGCAGCUGCGAUGUUUCCCUCCUCCUCCCUGAUGGCUGUGAUGAAGCCGACUAUGGAGGGUUUUCUGGCUUCAUGUUCUCUCUGCACCAAAUAAAAACAUUACAGGAAACUUCACCUAAACAAACUGUAGCAGGAAUUUAGGUAAAACUGAACAUCAAUAAAACUGAAACAUGGCAGAAAUCUGAACCACUUCCUGAAGCGUAAACCGUCCUGGUAGCUGCGCAAAAACAAAUCCUGUGAUGUCACUGACACAUGGUGGGUGAUUAGCCCCGCCCCCCGGCCCGAUGCUGACUUGUUCCGCUAGUGAUGUUUGUAUAGCAUGUAGCAUUAGCUUCUACCACAUACUGUGGUGCUAAAGCGUUUUAGCAUUAGCUUCUGCUAAAUACCAUGUUAGCGUAGCACUGUAACUGUUAGCACGAUAUAUCGGUGCUAACAUCAGUAUCAGAAGAUGUCAGUAAAUGUUUUGACGUGUCUGUCUGGCUCCAGUAAAGCUGAUUUUUAUGUCCAUUUUGUUGCCUUUUAUUUCCGGAGGAAGCCUGGAGGUGACGGUGUUUGGGGUCAGAGAUGGUGACCUUGGGGUCACCGUCUCAUAAGCUAACCAUUGGAAGGCGCCACCUUAACGGGCCGGUGCAGGGCGGAUCGCUGCUCUGAAGCUGCCAUUUUUCUCCAAUAAAAGCUUUUUUAGUUUUCAUUUUGAGGCUCCUCCAUCUGUUCUUGUUUUAUUGUGGUUCUAAUGUUUUUCCAGUCAGAUUUUCUCGGCAGGAUCUCAUCAUGUUUCUGCUGUGGAUCUUCAUGCUGCCGGCGGCUUCCUGCACGCUCUCCGGCAGCGCCGCGUUCUGUCCGGACCCAGAGGGCAGCAGCCGAGACGCAGGUCAUGUAAUUGAUUGUCUGGGUCUGCGCUUCGUCUGGCUCCACGCCGUCUUCGAUAACUUCCCCUCGCUGCUGAGCUUCGUGUCCAGGCUGCGGUGUGCAUCAGGGCUGUGUCCGCGGGACCUGGAGGACUACGGCUGCUCCUGCAGACAUGUGGCGUCUGGGAACCCGGUGGAUCCUCUGGACACCUGUUGUGCAGCUCACAGGCGGUGCUACCAGAGUGCUGCCCCCUGCAGGCAGCCGCUGCCGCUGCCUCCGUAUAAUUUCUCCUGCUCCGCAGAAAGCAGCAGCUGCGACGUUGGCGACGCGUGUCAGCAGAAAUUUUGUGAAUGCGACCGAGCCGCCAUCGACUGCGCGACGCGGAGCCGCUACAACCCGAGUCUGAGGGGCCUGACGGAGGCCGCCUGCUCCGCCGGAAAUGCUCCAGAUUGGCUCGGCGGCGGCGUGGCGGAGGCUGACGGCGUCUUCAACAGAACAGAUGUUCUCACAGCAGCAGAGCGGCUGUCCAGCGCCGCCCCGCCGCCCGCAGAACCGGACCGGGCCAUGAGCGGUACUGUGGAAAGCCAAAGUAAUCCGGCUGGGCUGGACGGAGGAUUCAUCACCGGACCACCAGAACCGACCGUCCUCCGGACUCGUCCUGAGGAGUGGGAGGAACGGGCAGCCGAGAGAAACCGAGAACAGCAGAAACUCCAGAGUUUGGUCUCUAAUGGCCUGAAAGAGGCAGAAGAAGUGGAGUGGGAGGACCAAGCUGAAGAUCAGAUGACCCAGAGUCCUGCAGAAAUCAGCCUAACGAGUCUCACGAGUCCAACAAGUCUCACGGGUCCAACAAGUCCAACGAGCCUCACGGGUCCAACAAGUCCAACGAGCCUCACGGGUCCAACAAGUCCAACGAGCCUCACGGGUCCAACAAGUCCAACGAGCCCCGAUCCGGUCCAGUUGGUCCAUGAAGGAGCGACCCCAAACGGGCCGCCGUCUCCACGGAGACCUGCUGGUGUUUAUUAUGGGAUGGAUCAGACGCAGAUUCCUGCUGCUGGCGCCGCGCCGUCGGUUCUCACCUCAGCAUCUCUGAGAAACACGCUGCUGGAUGGAACCGGUGUGGAGCUUCUGUCACCCGCAUCUCCAACCAUCGCCCAGAACAAACCCACAGGAAGCUCAGCGUCAGCUGGGAAAUCUCCACCAAUCACAGCGACGACAACGCCUCUCUGUGAGGAGGAGGAGGAGGACGAGGAAGAGGAGGAGGAGGAAGGCUCGCAGGAGGAAGACGGGGCGGAGCCAGGUCCGAAGAGGGCGGUGCCGUUCUUCGCCUGGUCUCUGCUGGAGUCCGUCGGUCUGACCGACAUCCAGCAGCCGGGCGGCCGAGAAUGCAGCUCCUCCUUCAGCGUGUUCAGCAGCGACGGCCGGAGCCGCAGAGAGAUGCCGGCGCUGGGGGAGAUGCUGCGCUGCCUGACGGGACGAUGUCCGCACGAGUACGAGAUGUACGGCUGCUACUGCGGACAGGAAGGGGCGGGGCUUCCUCUGGACCAGCUGGACAGAUGUUGCUUCUUCCAUCGCUGCUGCCUGAAACAGAUCGACUCCCUGGGCUGCCGAGCCGACAGGAAGCUCAACGCUCACAUUUCCUGCGAGAGCCGCAACAAACUGCGAUGUCGGGGCAUCACAGUGUGCGACAAACUGCAGUGUGUGUGUGAUAAAACCACAGCACAGUGCAUGGCUGCGGCGCACUUCAACCACAGCCUGCCGUCGCAGCGCUGCCGCGGACCGGCGCCGCCCUGCCGCCGGGCCGCCAGGCCCCCCAAACCCGCAGCGGAACCGGCCCGGUCCAGUGAGGAGAGCAAACCCAGCCAGUCUGAGGAGCCUGAGACGAGUUCUGCUCAGUAUUCAGACAGUGAUCAAAGUUCUGAUGUAAUAAAUGAAGAGACGCCGACUCCUGCUGGAACAUCGAGAGCCGAGACCGAAGAGCUGCAGACGGUCGGUGGGAUUCAGAACCAAGACAGACAACCGGCGGGAGGACCGGGAGAGGAAGAGGAGGAGGAGGAGGAGGAGGAAUAUGAAGAAGAGGAGGAGAAGGAGGAAGAAGAAAACUAAACCAACCACAGAAAAGUUUACAACUCAAAAACUUCAAUAGAAACAUUUUAUUUGAAUCUCCAACAUAAAAUUUCAACACAUUCUGAGACAUUAUCGUAAACGCCGAGGCUCUGCUGCAGCUCAGGUUCAGGAAAUGAGACGAGAGAACAUAAAAGCCAAUCAUCUUCAGAUCAGUGAGUCCAGAACAAAAACGACGACAUUUCCUGAACCUGCAGGAAGAGCUGAGCCUUGGCGCCACCUAGUGGUCAUAAAUCACUGAACAACAACUCUGAGCGUCAGCGUUUUAUCUUUGAAGGUGAACAGAGACGAGACGUUUCUCUAAAACUGGCACAAGAAUACAGACUGCUGCAGCACAGACGAAUAAAACGAGAAGGUUUCGCUGUUGCCGUGGAAACGAGCGGCUCCAUCCUGGGCGCGUCCCACAGUAAGGCCGGUCUAAUCGGGCUGAACAUUCAGAGUAAAAACAUUUCCGUUGUGCUGUUUUUGUGCCUCGGAACCGUUUUAAGUGCAAACAUGUGGAACCGCGAUCCGUUUGGGUUUGAAAUGCCAGAGCUGGUCUCUCCUGCACUCAGCCGCUAAUACUGACAAACUUUCAUGUGCAAAAAUCAAGCAGUGGUCUGAAGCCGGAGGCCUGUGCUGGUGUUUGACAUGUCUGACAAUUUGGUGAAAAGGUUUAGCUCUAAAUUAAAAAUCUUUCCAUAACAGCUCAUUUUAGUCAAAAAUAAUUUCUAUGAUUAGAGACAAAGAUUCAUGAUCCAAAUGCUAAACGACAACAAACAAGAAACGAUGAUUCAGCAUUUUUUCAGUGAUAUGUUUGAAAUCUCCACCAGGCAGCAACUGAACCAUGUGAUGCAUAAAAUGUACAAAAAUAUACGAUCUGCUGCGUCAGCGACAAUCAGCACGUUUUCCAGCCACGUCUAAAACAAGCCAGUCACCGGACCGGACCGGACCGGACUGGGCCGGGCGGUGACACGUCGGGUUCUAGACUGAUCAGGUUUUACAGUGUUUUAUAUUUAGAGAACGAAUCAUGUGGUUAGUUUGGGAAGGUCGGGAUUCACCAACGGAUCCGUUUGCUCCGGUUCGAUCUGAACGGACCGAGUUUGGAUCAGGUUUCUGUACAGAAGCUGGUGGACGAUCUCAACCUGCCCGACCCGCCUGACGGCUGCACAGAUAAACUAUUACUAGACUAGACAACGAUGUCGAUCGAGUCGAGAUCAAACUCUUGGAGGCAGGAAAGCAGCCC